CCCAGUCAAAGCUAGCUCUCCUUAUUGGACUGGACUAGACUGAACAUUUACUAUUUUGUCACUUGGGGGUUCUUUUCUCUUUGUCUGUGGGCACAAACUACUCAUUCUGAGGAAGACAGAACAACUGGAUCUACUGAGAAAUCUGUAGCUAACUCAGGUCUCACUUUAUAAUGGCAGUAGACUCAUCUUUUCACCAUUGUCAAGAAAGACCAUAUGGUUAAUUGGUGGAGUGCAGGCAGGUUUUAAUGCAUCUAGACACUAGCAGGCUACCACCAGAAGGAAUAAUACUUGACUAGAAGCCCCCGUAGUAAUUAAACUAUGUCUUCAUCCUGUGACAUAAAGAAAUAAGAUAGCUGUUCAUUCUUGGUGAAUGUAGAAAACAAAAGGGAACGCUGUGAAGCACGUGUUUUCCCAAAGUUCAUCCACCCUCACCCAUAGUAGCAGGAAGACUUGGAAGAAGAUUGUUAAAGUAUUCAAAGCCAUGGAAAGGCUUGUGAAGCAAUUAAACUAUACCGGAUAAAUUUCUGCUUUGGGACAGCCACGCAUCUAAUUCCUUAAAACAGUUUUAUAUGUAAAACUUGUAAAGGAUCAGAACAAUGCCUCCAAGACCAUCAUCAGGUGAACUGUGGGGCAUCCACUUGAUGCCCCCAAGAAUCCUAGUAGAAUGUUUACUACCAAAUGGAAUGAUAGUGACGUUAGAAUGCCUCCGUGAGGCUACAUUAAUAACUAUAAAGCAUGAAUUAUUUAAAGAAGCAAGAAAAUAUCCUCUCCAUCAACUUCUUCAAGAUGAAUCUUCUUACAUUUUCGUAAGUGUUACCCAAGAAGCAGAAAGGGAAGAAUUUUUUGAUGAAACAAGACGACUUUGUGACCUUCGGCUUUUUCAACCCUUUUUAAAAGUAAUUGAGCCAGUAGGCAACCGUGAAGAAAAGAUCCUCAAUCGAGAAAUUGGUUUUGCUAUUGGCAUGCCAGUGUGUGAAUUUGAUAUGGUUAAAGAUCCAGAAGUACAGGACUUCCGAAGAAAUAUUCUGAAUGUUUGUAAAGAAGCUGUGGAUCUUCGGGAUCUUAAUUCACCUCAUAGUAGAGCAAUGUAUGUCUAUCCUCCAAAUGUAGAAUCUUCACCAGAACUGCCAAAGCACAUAUAUAAUAAACUAGAUAAAGGGCAAAUAAUAGUGGUGAUUUGGGUAAUAGUUUCUCCAAAUAAUGACAAGCAGAAGUAUACUCUGAAAAUCAACCAUGACUGUGUGCCAGAACAAGUAAUUGCUGAAGCAAUCAGGAAAAAAACUCGAAGUAUGUUGCUAUCAUCUGAACAACUAAAACUCUGUGUUUUAGAAUACCAGGGCAAGUAUAUUUUAAAAGUGUGUGGAUGUGAUGAAUACUUCCUUGAAAAAUAUCCUCUAAGUCAGUAUAAGUACAUAAGAAGCUGUAUAAUGCUUGGGAGGAUGCCCAAUUUGAUGCUGAUGGCUAAAGAAAGCCUUUACUCCCAACUGCCAAUGGACUGUUUCACAAUGCCAUCUUAUUCCAGACGCAUCUCCACAGCUACACCAUAUAUGAAUGGAGAAACAUCUACAAAGUCCCUUUGGGUUAUAAAUAGUGCACUCAGAAUAAAAAUCCUUUGUGCAACCUAUGUGAAUGUAAAUAUUCGAGACAUCGACAAGAUCUAUGUUCGAACAGGUAUCUAUCAUGGAGGAGAACCCUUAUGUGAUAAUGUGAACACUCAAAGAGUACCUUGUUCUAAUCCCAGGUGGAAUGAAUGGCUAAAUUACGAUAUAUACAUUCCUGAUCUUCCUCGUGCUGCUCGACUUUGCCUUUCCAUUUGUUCUGUUAAAGGCCGAAAGGGUGCUAAAGAGGAACACUGUCCAUUGGCCUGGGGAAAUAUAAACUUGUUUGAUUACACAGAUACUCUAGUAUCUGGAAAAAUGGCUUUGAAUCUUUGGCCAGUACCUCAUGGAUUAGAAGAUUUGCUGAACCCUAUUGGUGUUACUGGGUCAAAUCCAAAUAAAGAAACCCCAUGCUUAGAGUUGGAGUUUGACUGGUUCAGCAGUGUGGUAAAGUUCCCAGAUAUGUCAGUGAUUGAAGAGCAUGCCAACUGGUCUGUGUCUCGAGAAGCAGGAUUUAGUUAUUCCCAUGCAGGACUGAGUAACAGACUAGCUAGAGACAACGAAUUAAGAGAAAAUGAUAAAGAACAGCUCCGAGCAAUUUGUACCCGAGAUCCUCUAUCUGAAAUCACUGAGCAAGAGAAAGAUUUUCUGUGGAGCCACAGACACUAUUGUGUAACUAUCCCUGAAAUUCUACCCAAACUUCUUCUGUCUGUUAAAUGGAAUUCUAGAGAUGAAGUAGCUCAGAUGUACUGCUUAGUAAAAGAUUGGCCUCCAAUCAAACCUGAACAGGCAAUGGAGCUUCUGGAUUGUAAUUACCCAGAUCCUAUGGUUCGAGGUUUUGCUGUUCGAUGCUUGGAAAAAUACUUAACAGAUGACAAGCUUUCUCAGUACUUAAUUCAGCUAGUACAGGUCCUAAAAUAUGAACAGUAUUUGGAUAACCUGCUUGUGAGAUUUUUACUCAAGAAAGCAUUGACUAAUCAAAGGAUUGGGCACUUUUUCUUUUGGCAUUUAAAAUCUGAGAUGCACAAUAAAACAGUUAGUCAGAGGUUUGGCCUGCUUUUGGAGUCGUAUUGUCGUGCAUGUGGGAUGUAUUUGAAGCACCUAAAUAGGCAAGUUGAAGCUAUGGAAAAGCUCAUUAACUUAACUGACAUUCUCAAACAAGAAAAGAAGGAUGAAACACAAAAGGUACAGAUGAAGUUUUUAGUUGAGCAAAUGCGGAGACCAGAUUUCAUGGAUGCUCUACAGGGUUUUCUGUCUCCUCUAAAUCCUGCUCAUCAACUAGGAAAUCUCAGGCUUGAAGAGUGUCGAAUUAUGUCCUCUGCAAAAAGGCCACUGUGGUUGAAUUGGGAGAACCCAGACAUCAUGUCAGAGUUACUCUUUCAGAACAAUGAGAUCAUCUUUAAAAAUGGGGAUGAUUUACGGCAAGAUAUGUUAACACUGCAGAUCAUUCGCAUUAUGGAAAAUAUCUGGCAAAAUCAAGGCCUUGAUCUUCGAAUGUUACCUUAUGGUUGUCUGUCAAUCGGUGACUGUGUGGGACUUAUUGAGGUGGUGAGAAAUUCUCACACUAUUAUGCAGAUUCAAUGCAAAGGUGGCCUGAAAGGCGCACUGCAGUUCAACAGCCACACUCUACACCAGUGGCUCAAAGACAAGAACAAAGGCGAAAUAUACGAUGCAGCCAUUGACCUGUUCACACGUUCAUGUGCUGGAUAUUGUGUUGCUACCUUCAUACUGGGAAUCGGAGAUCGUCACAAUAGUAACAUCAUGGUUAAAGAUGAUGGACAACUAUUUCAUAUAGAUUUUGGACACUUUUUGGAUCAUAAGAAGAAAAAAUUUGGUUAUAAACGGGAACGUGUGCCGUUUGUUUUGACACAAGAUUUCUUAAUAGUGAUUAGUAAAGGAGCCCAAGAAUGCACAAAGACAAGAGAAUUCGAAAGGUUUCAGGAGAUGUGUUACAAGGCUUAUCUAGCUAUUCGGCAGCAUGCCAAUCUCUUCAUAAAUCUCUUCUCAAUGAUGCUUGGCUCUGGAAUGCCAGAACUGCAAUCUUUUGAUGAUAUUGCAUACAUUCGAAAGACCCUAGCUUUAGAUAAAACUGAACAAGAGGCUUUGGAAUAUUUCAUGAAACAAAUGAAUGAUGCACAUCAUGGUGGCUGGACAACAAAAAUGGAUUGGAUCUUCCACACAAUUAAGCAGCAUGCUUUGAACUGAAAUGAUAACUGAGAAACCAAAAGCUCAUUAUCUGGAUUCUAUACUGCACUGUUAAUAACUGUCAACAGGCAAAGACUGAUUGCAUAGGAAUUGCACAAUCCAUGAACAGCAUUAGAAAUUUACACAAGAACAGAAAUAAAAUACUAUAUAAUUUAAAUAAUGUAAACGCAAACAGGGUUUGAGAGCACUAAACUAGUUCAUUUCAAAAUUAAGCUUUAGAAUAAUGCGCAAUUUCAUGUUAUGCCUUAAGUCCAAAAAGGUAAACUUUGAAGAUUGUUUGUAUCUUUUUUUAAAAAAGAAAACAAAACAAAAAAACCCCAAAAUAUAUAGAAAUGGUGGAGAAGGAAAAAGAAUGAUGUUCUUUUUUUGUCUUGCAAAUGUUCUAUGUUUUGAAAUUGUGGACACAACAAAGUCUAUUAUUGCAUUAGGUCCAAGGAAACUGAAGUUUGAUGUUAAAUUGCAUUAAGAUUAGAAAAUAAUGAAGAUUUCUUAUUUUUCCAUUGCUGUUCAAUUUAUAGUUUGAAGUGGGUUUUUUUGACUCCUUGUUUAAUGAAGAAAACUGCUUGGGGUGGAAGGGACUCUUGAGAUUUCACCAGAGACUUUUCCUUUUUAAUAAAUCAAACCUUUUGACGAUA
Messenger RNA from Lynx canadensis (Canada lynx), 4438 nucleotides. RefSeq names its product phosphatidylinositol-4,5-bisphosphate 3-kinase catalytic subunit alpha (gene PIK3CA). The transcript has 21 exons. Gene Ontology annotation, molecular function: 1-phosphatidylinositol-4-phosphate 3-kinase activity; 1-phosphatidylinositol-3-kinase activity. Bases 597 to 3803 code for a protein of 1068 amino acids. The record is from RefSeq and is a predicted model, not a curated record. Gene Ontology annotation, cellular component: cytoplasm; phosphatidylinositol 3-kinase complex, class IB; phosphatidylinositol 3-kinase complex, class IA. NCBI's taxonomy places the organism in Eukaryota, Metazoa, Chordata, Mammalia, Carnivora, Felidae. Gene Ontology annotation, biological process: phosphatidylinositol 3-kinase/protein kinase B signal transduction; phosphatidylinositol-mediated signaling; cell migration.